This is a messenger RNA of Neodiprion virginianus, 1333 nucleotides long. Its product is annotated as mucin-22-like. The record is from RefSeq and is a predicted model, not a curated record. NCBI's taxonomy places the organism in Eukaryota, Metazoa, Arthropoda, Insecta, Hymenoptera, Diprionidae. Bases 70 to 1251 code for a protein of 393 amino acids. The transcript has 3 exons.
CUAUAAUGCGAUUCGAGUUCACCGCCGAAUUGUUACUGCCGAAGUACCGAAUAGCACUUAUCCGCCAAUAUGAAGCAAGCCACCACUCUGAUUCUCACCAUUUUGGUGUGCUUUCAAUUCUACAUGGCAAUCGAUGCUGCACCGGCUCCUGACUUGUUUUCAAGCUUAGUGAGUUCAUUGGUUUCUGAUACGGCUGCCGCGAAUUCAGCGGCGGUUUCGACCGCAGAAAGUGGCGCUGAAACCGUUUUGUCACUUUUAACGGGAGGGGCAUCCUCGGAUUCAGACACCGAAACCACAACCACCGAGGCGGCAACAACUACCACGGAGGCUGCAACAACGACCACCGAGGCGGCAACAACAACCACAGAGGCGGCAACAACAACCACAGAGGCGGCAACAACGACCACUGAGGCGGCAACAACAACCACAGAGGCGGCAACAACGACCACUGAGGCGGCAACAACAACCACAGAGGCGGCAACAACGACCACUGAGGCGGCAACAACAACCACGGAAGCGGCAACAACAACCACAGAGGCGGCAACAACGACUACUGAGGCGGCAACAACUACUACAGAGGCGGCAACAACAACCACGGAAGCGGCAACAACUACCACAGAGGCGGCAACAACGACCACUGAGGCGGCAACAACAACCACGGAAGCGGCAACAACAACCACAGAGGCGGCAACAACGACUACUGAGGCGGCAACAACUACUACAGAGGCGGCAACAACAACCACGGAAGCGGCAACAACUACCACAGAGGCGGCAACAACGACCACUGAGGCGGCAACAACAACCACGGAAGCGGCAACAACAACCACAGAGGCGGCAACAACGACUACUGAGGCGGCAACAACUACUACAGAGGCGGCAACAACAACCACGGAAGCGGCAACAACAACCACAGAGGCGGCAACAACGACUACUGAGGCGGCAACAACGAGCACAGAUGAAGAAUCCGAUUCAGCUUCAGCAUUAGAAGCCGCGGCUUCAUCAAUAGCAUCGGAUGCUUCUUCUGCGGCUUCAUCAGCAGUCUCAACUGCAGAAUCUUCGGCUUCAUCGGCAAUCUCAGCUGCAGAAUCUGCUGCCUCAUCCUUGACCGAUUCAUCAUCGAGCUGCAGUGAUGUCCUAACGUGUCUCGAGGCAACGAUUACGUCGGCGGUAAGUGACGACGAGUCAGUGGCAUCCGCUGCUGUAGAAGACACGGAAUCGAUUGGUAGUUUUUUCACAAAUUUAUUUGGAUAGAAUUCAUUACAUGUACGCUGAAGGUUGCAUGAAACCUGCUACAUGAUAAUACCGAUUGUCAAUAAAGUACAUUCUACCCACA